Rosa rugosa (rugosa rose) is the source of this 667-nucleotide messenger RNA. RefSeq names its product TATA-box-binding protein 2-like. The record is from RefSeq and is a predicted model, not a curated record. Lineage: Eukaryota; Viridiplantae; Streptophyta; Magnoliopsida; Rosales; Rosaceae. Gene Ontology annotation, molecular function: DNA binding; RNA polymerase II general transcription initiation factor activity. The coding region runs from base 98 to 667 and encodes 189 amino acids. Gene Ontology annotation, biological process: DNA-templated transcription initiation. The transcript has a single exon.
CGUCUUUUCUUAAAACCAAACGAAACCCACAACCUGUUUCAGUAGUUAAGCAUCCCAACUUCCAAUCUUUCCAAUCCAGAGCUUAUAAACUGUGAAUAUGAUGGAAUCCCAGCACCCCUCUGGCGAUAUUGUUCCCACUGUUCAGAAUGUGAUAUCUACGGUUAACUUGGACUGCAAGUUAGACCUUCAUCGAAUCACUGCGCUAGCUCGAAACUCAGAAUUCAAUCCCAGACGUUUGCAUUCCGUGAUAAUGAGAGUGAGAGACCCAAAAGCCACAGUUUUGAUUUUCGCCUCCGGGAAAAUUGUGUGCACCGGUGCCAAAAACGAAGAGCUGUCUCAACUCGCAGCUAGGAAGUGUGCACGUACCAUCCUGAAGAUGGGUUUCAAUGCUAUGUUUAAGGACUUCAAGAUCCAGAACAUUGUUGCCAAGUGUGAUGUUAGAUUCCCGAUCAGGCUCGAAGGUCUUGCUUAUGCAAACCCAGAGGUUACAAGUUAUGAGCCGGAGUUUUUUCCAGGGCUGAUGUACCACAUGAAGGAGCCCAAGAUUACUCUUCUUGUAUUCGCGUCGGGAAAAGUUGUUAUCACAGGUGCAAAGUGCAGAGAAGACUUGCAUAAGGCCUUUGAGCUCAUAUACCCUGCCCUUAGAGAGUUUAGGAAAGUACACUAG